UUUGCCGCAGAGGUUUAUCAAAAAAAUUUCUGUCAAAUUUCGUGAAACACAGUAAUAGCCAAAACGACGCUACAAAAAACGAUGUUGAACUUAAUAAGCAAACGUUUCUUUACCCAAUGAACAGUUGUUUACAGUGUAAGCAAGUCGUUGAACCAAAUAAUAUCGCGGGGAAAUGGCCUCGGAAUCUCGGCGAGCCCAGGAAUUGUAUUCUGAAGUGAUGUAUGAUCUGAUCGAUGAAAUGACACUGGGGGUCUGUUUCGAAACUCAUCGCAGUGCUAAGAUUGGGACGUUGUUUUUGGCCGACCUGGAUCCAGAGUCGAAUAUUGCAUUCAAAACCGUAGAUGAGAAAGGCCUUGAUGUGUUCGGACAGGUCCCAAUGAAGAAACAGCUGGAGUGUGUCUGUCCAAGUUGUAGUAGGAAUCUUGCAGCCUCUAGGUUUGCCCCACACCUGGAAAAAUGUAUGGGAAUGGGUAGGAACAGCUCAAGGAUUGCAAGUCGAAGGAUCGCCCGGGCUGGUGUGAAGAAGGAGAACCACAGUGAUAAUGAACUCCAGAACAGUGAUGAUGAACAAGACUUCGAGUGGAAUGAUAGGAAAGCACGAAGGAGGCGAGACCGAGCGUACGCUAAUUCUCCUCGGCUGAAGACAAAGUCAAGUCGGCCAAAAAAUGGGAAGACAAAGCUCAAUGGUGGUGGAACCGGUGGUGAUGUCCACAGUCAGCCUCUUGUGAUUGAGCCACCGAUGUACGAAUCGAUGACCCUUGAUGAAAGGAAGUCACUCUUACUCAUGACUUGUGGUGUGAUAUCGGAGCAUACAAAAAAGAUGUGUACCAGAUCGAUGAAAUGUCCCCAGCAUUCUGACGACCAGAGGAAAGCUGUUCGAGGGUAUCUCCUUGGGCAAAGGCCUUAUUCCUGCCGUACACGACAUGAGAGGAGCUCUUGUCUCGACCCGGUUGAUGAAAUUCAUGUUGACAUCGACACGUACGAUGAUGGAGACAGUCAAGCUAUGCGGGACACACUGCAAUGGGAGGCCGCCUCUGCUCCUUCACCUGCCGAUUCUACUUCUACUACUACAAGUAACAGUUCAAAGAAGAGGAAGAAGUGUAAAUCAAACUUGUCAAGCAAGAAAAAGAAAAAAACCUUAACGAGACCAGGAUCAAGAGAUAACAGUGCCGUUACAACGGAUGCUGGCAACUUGUACGAGUUUGUUUGAUGUAAAAUACAUAUCUAAGGCUUUAAGGUGAUACUCCUGUACGUAUUGUACUUUCUCUUUUUGUUUUGCUCAAUGAGUUACAUUGGUCGAUCAUUCAAACAAAAUUGCAUUGAAGUGCAAGUGAUGAAGUACUGGGCACUUUCAUGGCAACAUAACUACCAUCAAUGGCGUAUGCCACAACAACACCCACAAUGGUUUGGUAUAGGGUGUCUUUCUCCUGUAACUAAGUGAUGUGGUAUUGAGUGAUCAGUUGGUGUUUGUAUAUGAACUUACAAAGGGAAGGGAACUUGAAGUAAUGUCACACUUUUAGUCCAAGUAAGGUUAUUUGUAGCUUGUAGGGCUACAGAAUGAUACUUUUGAAGAUUUUAGAAAGUGACCUGCCUAAGAUCUUCUCAAUAUUUGCAAGUAUGCACCCCCUUUGCACAAUCGACACACAUCACAAUAUGCCCCCAGUCUUUGAGAAUAUACGUAACAUUGACUUCUCUUUUCCUGCAACAUGUGCAGAAUAAAUUCUCACAUUUCAAGUUGUUUUUCUUUGUGAUCUUUUUUCUGAUUGUUGGUUGUAUGGACCCGGCCUAGAUACAGUGUGAGACCCAUGAAUUUCACAAACUUCCUGUAUUGGACUUGGUUGGUCUGAAUUUGGAUCAGCACUGUUACUGGAUGUAUGCAACGGAACAUUAAAAAUUCAACAAAUUGAACUCUGAAUUUGGAACUAUGCUAUUUUUACUUCAAAACUCAAAAUUCGGCAAAUGUUGAACUUUGAAUUUUUAAACUAUGCUCUUCUUGGACUUCAAAAUUGAAAUUUUAACAAAUAUUGAAUGGUGGUAAGAAAUAAAGAAAAAGUAUUUUAAAAACAUAAUAGACGUCCGUUCAUAGCAUAUGCGUGCGUAGUGACCCCUAGAUCAUGCCAUUGAUGGUUGGCUGAAAAGAGUGGAAAUAUCAAUGUCAGUCCAAUUUGUCGAUUAUCAAAAAACUUCCACGGUCAACUACCAGUUUACUUUUCACCAUUUUACUUGCCCGACUGUCCGGAAUAUCAUAUCAAAAUUUCAGAUUCACAACCCCACGCAGUAUUUGAUGCUUCGCGGUCAAACAUUUACAAUUUAACUGCUAAAAGGCUUAACAAAUCAAUGGUGGUCUUGUCUCACACUUCAGUGGUGAAAAGUUAUUUGUGUUUUUUUAUAAAAGAUGGUGAAUUUAGGUAAAUAGCAUUCCGCGAUAAUGAGGUCACUGCAGCUGCUGCCCUCUUUUUCCCCAUCGCUGAAUUACAGGCAAUGUCGGACAAACAUGCGGUUUCGUAAUGGAUUCAGGCUUUCUAACUAGGGCAGUUAGAUUCAAUCUGGCACAUGUCCGAGUGUUGGAAAUACUACAUAAUUGUUCUGAAUAUUUCUCUCUCUGACUCUAUGGUAUCAUUCACGCUAAAAACAAUGCAGGGUCAAAGAUAAUUGACUUUGAAAUAAGCUCAAAUUCGUAGGAAUAAGUGUCGAUGUCCGACUGUCACGUGACUAAAACGUCAUCAAUAUCUUAUUCAAAUGACCUUGUGAGCGAAAAAGGUAGACACUUUGGUACUCAGUUUGAAAAGCGUCUCUGUCCUUUUGGGUGUAACGUUGUCGAGGACGAGUUUCACUUUUUUGCACGAUGUCCCUCUAACAAUAAAUUAAGAGACGAGUAUCUCACAAGUAUAAAUUUUUAUAAAUGUAGU
This is a messenger RNA of Lineus longissimus, 2909 nucleotides long. Its product is annotated as ataxin-7-like protein 3. Gene Ontology annotation, molecular function: transcription coactivator activity. The coding region runs from base 173 to 1210 and encodes 345 amino acids. Gene Ontology annotation, cellular component: DUBm complex; SAGA complex. The record is from RefSeq and is a predicted model, not a curated record. The transcript is spliced from 12 exons. Gene Ontology annotation, biological process: regulation of transcription by RNA polymerase II; positive regulation of DNA-templated transcription. Lineage: Eukaryota; Metazoa; Nemertea; Pilidiophora; Heteronemertea; Lineidae.